Molecule: messenger RNA, 2630 nt
Organism: Amoebophrya sp. A120
Lineage: Eukaryota; Dinophyceae; Syndiniales; Amoebophryaceae
Source: the annotation of a GenBank genome assembly
UGAGAGUGUGUCACAAUUGCGAUUAGCGCAGAUCCUUCGAAAAAAAAGGCUCGGCCUUCGUGCCAAUAAACUACUACAGAUUAAUAAAUUUUAGAGUACGUUGCCCUCGCGAAGAAGCCCGAGACGGUCGGCUCCAUUUUUGACUUGCUGCAGCCGGCUGAAGAUCUGCAUACCUAGAGCUUCGUUUUUCGUCGCUGGCGCCUGUCUUCUAUAUUCGUCAGACGAAUGGGAAUGGUCCUGAUGUUUACGACAUUUCUUGCCGCCCACCUCGCCACUUGGACUUCACCACAGUCCUGCGUUGGCCUCGUACGAGAGGCGACAGAUGAUAGCCCUAAAGUCCCACCUGCAUCGUCCACGUACGAGACAUACCAGGGUUUUCUCGACGGAGCAGCUGGGGAUCGUUUUCGGGACCGGCUGGUGCCUUAUUUGCUCCCUCACGCCGACCAGGACCAAGGAGGAGAUCGACGGAAAGCCAAGUCACCUCCAAUAGACGAGGCCGCGUUUGUGCACGUCAGUUUGAUGCAUUCUUGUCGCGGUAACGGAGAGGAGAAAUCGUGUUGCAAUCGCAAGGAUGACGAUGAAAAUAUCGAAGGCAGUAGAAAAGGCGCGAACGGCUCGUCUCGCGAGAGCACAUCAACGAUUUUCCGUGUCCUCGUCCUCGGGUCCGGUGAGUCCGAGCUUCCAUGGCAGUUUUCGGAACACGCGUUUGAAUGCCCAGCGCAGCCUUUGUCAGGUCGUAAUCCUUUCAGCGGCGAUCAUCACCUCGUAUUCGAAGAGGACCAAUUACAUGCCAAGGAGCAACGACUACUUUGCCUUGUGGAUCAAAAGGGCGGCGCUGAGGAAGUUCUUGUCGGCGAGGGAGCUAAGAGUAUGAUGGGUGUUGCGAAUGAAAAAUGCUCUGCAGCUGCUUCUGGCGGAAUAGAUCAACAUCAGCUUGAGCAGGUUGACAAGGUGGAGCAGAAGCGAAAGUCAUCUCCCUGCUCUGCUCCCCCUGUCAGCAUUGAAGUGUCGACAAUUGAGGAACGCGAGAUCCUCGUCGAGCAGGAGGACGAACCGACUCGAAGCCUAGUUCCAUCUAGGGAAGCAACCAUGACAGGAGCACCUGCUGCACCUGCAACAGACAGUAACAGUAGCAUCAAUCUUCUCGAACUCGACGCGAGCACUACCCCCGAUGCCACACACAGCAGCCGUUGGCGCAGGCUCACCAGGCUGCGAGGAGAUUUGUUCCAUAUGGAGGUGAGCCCGGAAAGACAAAGAGACGGUCGUGAAGACGACGAUAUUUCAACUGGAGCUGGGACGUUAAAGGACGCCGACGAUGGAGGUUUGGAAUCCAGGAGUUCGGUUCUGCAUGGCAGUGACAAGGUGCUGGUCAGUUAUCGAGUAGACGCCACAGAGGACCAGAGGGCUGGAACGGGAAAAACGUCGACCGGGACGACCUUGACGACCACUUCAAGCCCAAGCGCCAUUCGUGGCACCAACGUCGUGAAGCAUCAAUUUGAUCUGAUAGUCGACAAGGGUGUCUUGGAACUCUACCCUGACGGGUUUACGCGGUAUCUGAGCUCCACGGGAUUCGACUUGUUGAAACCUGGUGGAUUGCUCGUGUCUAUCGGUCCGUACGCCCCACUUGUGCUACACGACAAGGAAAAAGAUCUUGAAGGGGGAGGCGCAAAUGCAAAUGGAAAUGGAAUGCGACGAGAUCGGGGUGGAAGCAUGAUGACCAUGACACGGGAACAAGACAUAGACAACUACGAACUUGUCGAAAAAGCUGAAGAUCACUAUCAUGGUAGCAGCGCCGAAAGCAGCACAGACGACGAACCCGACCACCAGCUGCGAUCUGAGGACAACAUCGUCAGCAUGGACAGCCCGCGUCUUUUUCAGCCUGAGUGGUGGCUGAGUGAUAAAAACGCGCCUUCGAAUUGGGUGAAGAACGUGACCACGUUUUCGGCCGUUUCGUGUGGCCGUGCAGGACGACAGGCUGCUGCUGCUGCUGCUGCUGCUGCAAAUUCAUCUUCUUCGGCAUGUAGUCCUCAACCUCAUAGAACGUCAAAAAGCCAAACAAUAAGAUCAUGGCGUUUGUUGGGAACCGAGAUUGUUCCGAAUUCCAAAAAAUGGGUGGCCAAUCCCGACCGCUGGUUCAUGUAUGUGCUCCAGAAGCAGUGGGAGGGGGAGGCAGCUAAGUCUUUUUUCGCGGGAGGAGGAGCUGGAGCUGCUGCUGCAGUCAGCUGAGUGAAAACAUGUUGAAGACUGCACGUACUAAUAUAUGAUCAACAUGUCUUUGCGUCGUUUCACCACAAGAGCCUUCCGAAUACUCGUCACAAGGAAGAAAAUCCGACUUUCGCCUCUGUGUAGAAUUAUUCCACUUUCGCAGUCAGUUUUACAAGUCGACGCCGACGAUAGGAAUCCGAAUCUCCAGGAUCUACUUUCAAAGCGAGUUGUGUCGACAUUGGCAUGCCCAUUCCGCGGUCUCAAAGAUUUUAGUACGGACACGGAUUUAGUGGAAUUUCUUUAGUCGCUCAAGUUUAAUACUACAGUGCGUCACGUAGAAGUAGGCGGCCACAAGGAAAGCGUCGUGCAUGUAGUUCGCGAUUCUGUUGCCGCAGGCAAACGCAAUGGAAAUGGUGUACUCCAUG